AUGUUCUUCGCUGAAUUUGAGUUUAUUUUCGCUACACGUUAUAUUCUCCACGGGAGUCAAGAAGUCCCUGCGUGGCUAGACCUGAGGGGCCUGAGGGGCCUGAAGGGCCGAGCUGGGAAAAUAUUUCGCAAGUGGACUAGGGAGUGGAUUUUGAUUUUCUGCUGCCGGCCAGUGAGCAGCCGUCGACUGGCCGCGGGCCUGCGACCAUCAUCCAGACGUCCGGAUGAGCAGAGUGGAAAGGGAAAACAAAACAAGCAAUCAAGCACUGACCCGAUCUCUGAGACAAUCAACCACGGUGCGGGGAGUGUGAUUGGCAGCUGGCUGAAACAGCGUCGCCUGUGUUCUGUCGCGGGUUGA
Messenger RNA from Histoplasma capsulatum G186AR, 357 nucleotides. RefSeq lists its product as uncharacterized. The coding region runs from base 1 to 357 and encodes 118 amino acids. The record is from RefSeq and is a predicted model, not a curated record. The transcript is spliced from 3 exons. NCBI's taxonomy places the organism in Eukaryota, Fungi, Ascomycota, Eurotiomycetes, Onygenales, Ajellomycetaceae.